Molecule: messenger RNA, 930 nt
Organism: Laetiporus sulphureus 93-53
Lineage: Eukaryota; Fungi; Basidiomycota; Agaricomycetes; Polyporales; Laetiporaceae
Exons: 5
Coding region: 1-930 (309 amino acids)
Source: RefSeq, a predicted model, not a curated record
AUGUCUCCAGCACAAGUGGCAAAUCUCCUGCACCGUCUCCCGAGCAAGAAGCGGAAGAGUCCGGCAACUCUACAGGCUCGUCGGCCUUGGAGGACCAGAACUAAAUGCAAGCUGAUCCUGAAGACAGCAGCUGAAAGAGCGCACUUGCAAAAUGCCAGGCUCGAGCGAAAGGAGGCACUAAAUCAAGCGCUGUCUGAAGCUCGUGAGAUGAUUCUCGAGCAGGCACGGGUGAUGCGAAAGUGCUUCGGUUCUCACAAGAUCGACUACUACUUUCGUCUCAUCAUGCAACGGCCACACAAGUCUGUCUACAAGAGACAGGUCAAUCCGUGGAAUGCCUGGCAACGUGGUGAAGUGAAGCGCCACAAUGACACACUGCCACCUGGUGAGCCCCAGAGGAAGACCGACUACUGGGCCCCGAUAUUGAAGGAGGAGUGGGCAUUGUUGGCAAAGGAGGAGUGCGCUAUGGCUGCCGCACCAUACAUCGAGGAGCUGCAGGCAGAGUGCGAGAUGAAAAAAUGCUCGGUCCACGACAUGGAGCAGGCAGCAUUCAAUGAUGCCCACGGGUCGCUCGCAAGCAUCCAGCAUGAGCUCAUGGCAUUGAGUGAGCGCACGGGGAUGCAAAUGAUCCUCUUCACUGUGUGCUCUACUCCUGAGUCUUACGGAAGCCUGCACGUAUUCUACACCGAUGACCGCCUUUCAGAUUUCAUCGAGUUCACAACAAAGAACUGGGUGGCUGACUUUUCUGCUCGGAUGGAUGGAUAUGUGCUUUCUGGGGUAGACGGUGCUGUUACAAACUACAACCAGGAGACCACUAGGAUGAAGAGCCGGUUGGCAGCUCUUAUCAAGCAGAAACUGAAAGAAGGGUCUCCACGGCCCGUCGGACGGCUUACUUACAUCAAUUUUGAGACGAACAUCACCAUUCCAUACUGA